Molecule: messenger RNA, 1210 nt
Organism: Cololabis saira (Pacific saury)
Lineage: Eukaryota; Metazoa; Chordata; Actinopteri; Beloniformes; Belonidae
Gene: atp23
Product: ATP23 metallopeptidase and ATP synthase assembly factor homolog
Exons: 6
Coding region: 94-798 (234 amino acids)
Biological process (GO): mitochondrial protein processing; mitochondrial proton-transporting ATP synthase complex assembly
Cellular component (GO): extrinsic component of mitochondrial inner membrane
Molecular function (GO): metalloendopeptidase activity
Source: RefSeq, a predicted model, not a curated record
GUGACCCGCAGGGCGGGACGACCUCUCUGCUGCAGCAGCGACUUUCACGCUGACAUUUACUAACACGCUGCUGCACUAAACACACUAAACACCAUGGAUCAAAGUAAACCACAAGAGGAGGAUUAUGGAUACAAUCUGUUCCCGGACAGGAACGCGGACAAGUCUGCGGGAAACCUGCUGAAGGAAAGUCUGUUCACGUUCAAGCACAAGUGUCAGGUCAUGUUGCACUUCGCAAUGGAAACCAGUCCAUAUGCCAAACUCCUCCUCAGUGCCAUGAAGAACUCCGGAUGCAAAGUGUUUAAAGAUCGUCACCUGUCCUGUGAAGACUGUGAUGAGACGGUCAGCGGUGGGUUCGACGCAGCCUCCUCUCAGAUCGUCUUGUGCCAGAACAACAUCCACCAGCAGUCUCACAUGAACCGAGUGCUCACGCACGAGCUGAUCCACGCCUUCGACCACUGCCGGGCCCACGUGGACUGGUUCAACAACUACAGACAUCUGGCCUGUUCUGAGGUCCGAGCGGCUAACCUCAGCGGGGACUGCGCCUUCAUGAACGAAGUUGCCAGAUUCAACUUUGGCUUGAAGGAGCAUCACAAGGAGUGCGUCCGGGGCCGAGCCGUCCGCUCCAUCCUGGUGGCGAGGAAAAUCAGCCGAGAGAACGCGGAGAAAAUCGUGGACGAGGUCUUCGACACGUGUUUCAAUGACCACGAACCCUUCGGGCGGAUCCCGCACGGCAAGAAGGACGCCAAGUUCGCCUACAGACAUUACCGAAACAGGGAUCAGUAUUACGCAAACCUUUAGGGGCUUUGAGGCCUCAAGAGGUGACUGUUGGAGCAAUGGCAUCCCUGCAGACGGGACUUUCACAGAUCGACUUGUCCUUGGGACAAAAGUAAAGACGAGAAGAUGCAGUACAUGUCCUUUUCUUAUUUUUGGACAUUUAUUCUGAGUGAAGGGAUUGGGAGGAGCGAUGUCACUCUAGCGGGGAAGUAUUAAACCAGUGGAGUGAUGUGUUUGUUUUCAGGUGAUCUACAGUUCUCCGACCACUGGAGCUUGCUGUUAAUGUCCCGGGAAUGACGAGUGUGAUUUACUUCAUCCGGUCAAUCCUGUUGCGACACAUCGACCUCCACACAAUUUCCUCUAGGAAAAACUGCAUCUCCAUUGUGCUCACAUGAAACAAAAUCAAGUGUAUUUGGAUUAAAGCUUUUAAGUUUCA